AUGAUCACGCUUCGUAUCUCAUCCAGAACCACGCCCCAAGGAUUACAGAGGGAUGAUCUCAAGGCCAGACUCAUUUAUCAAAGCAUGGCUCGGAGCACCGAAGAGAAGAUAGCUGAACUGCAGAACUUAUACCCGGACUAUGGCGUGGACGGUUUACUGGACGUUCUUGUUAGCUGUGGCGGCUCGUUAAAGAGAUCAGCUCAGUUGUUAGGCGACACUACAACACCAGAGUCUUCGUCCAAGAGAUUCAAGUCGAGACAACAGCAAACCCUCAACCGGUUUCUCGACGUGAGGUUAUUACCAAAGGCAGCUAUUAAAACAAAUGGGUCCAAAGCAUCACGUCCUAUAGAGCUUCACUCUAAAGAAGAUGUUGAGUCAACACUCAAAUAUUGCACAUACCACCCAAACGUGCUUCCGCUCGAACUUGCGAACAAGCUGCUUGAGGCGCUUUCGAAAGAUACAUCUUUCAAACCUAAUGAAUUCUAUCUUUUCGGAAACAAAUGUAUUUCUAACUGCAAGUCUCGUAUCUUUCUUCCUGAAAAUCGUAUUGAGCCUUUCUACUACAACGGGAAGCGGGUUGAAAGCUACAGUACAUACUCCGAUGAGAUCAUGAUGGCGCAGAUCCUGGUUGAGGAACUAGUCAAUGAUGUACUCUCUCAAAGGACAGCACUUCCAUUCCAGGUCGAGGCAGGAAAAUGGGAGGUCCAAGCAGUUCUUUCAAACUCCUACAGUAGAGACAGCAACCUGGAUUGGCAUUCAGACCGCCUAACUAACAUUGGGCCUCACGCUAUCAUAGCGUCUUUGUCAUUAGGGUUCACGCGUGAGUUCAGGGUCCGUAGAGUACAUCCUUCGAACUCCUCAACAUAUUCGCUGCGCCCUCAACACAACUCUUUAAUAAUUAUGCAUGCCGGUUUCCAAGAGGAGUACAAGCACUGCGUUCCGUUUUUACCUAAGAACUGCAAUAUUCCGGCUGAGGACGUUCAUCCAAUCUCAAACGACGUGCGAGUUAACUUGACUUUUCGCAAUUACGCAUUAACCACUAAGGUUUUCUGUAAAUUAUGCGGCUUCCCCAUGGAUCUCAGGAGGUCAUUCAAAGACCCUUCUAAGAGAGGUCUGUACAUUUUCCAGUGUUCCAAGAGCUACACGGAAGAAAACAGCUUUAAAGAGGGAAGAGAAUGCAAGGGAUUUGCAUUUGCAUGCUUCAAAAAAAAACCCCCAUUCACAGAGUUUGAAACCGACGGUUCCCGUUGGAUCGCGGACGAUGAUUUAGAAGCGAAACAGGCCCAGCGUCAACUUAAGUAG
Lachancea thermotolerans CBS 6340 is the source of this 1302-nucleotide messenger RNA. RefSeq names its product KLTH0F00594p. The record is from RefSeq and is a predicted model, not a curated record. Bases 1 to 1302 code for a protein of 433 amino acids. The transcript has a single exon. Gene Ontology annotation, biological process: DNA alkylation repair; DNA repair. Lineage: Eukaryota; Fungi; Ascomycota; Saccharomycetes; Saccharomycetales; Saccharomycetaceae. Gene Ontology annotation, cellular component: nucleus. Gene Ontology annotation, molecular function: dioxygenase activity.